Ciona intestinalis (vase tunicate) is the source of this 770-nucleotide messenger RNA. The record is from RefSeq and is a predicted model, not a curated record. NCBI's taxonomy places the organism in Eukaryota, Metazoa, Chordata, Ascidiacea, Phlebobranchia, Cionidae.
ACCUAUAACCUAUUUCUUUAAGGUGUUAUUAGGGGUUAAAUUAGGGUUUUUUAGAUGGAUUGGGGGGUAGUUGAAAUUGUUUCGUUCGUUGCAACUGUUACAAAUGUACUUUUGUUUUUAAGUGGGAUCCAGAUUAUCAGCAAAAUUUACACCAGAGGAAGUUCGCAGGGUUUUUCUGUUCUACCUUUUAUUGUUUGUUUUGUAAGUUCUACACUAUGGACAAAGUAUGGUCUCCUAUCAGAAGACUCAAUUAUGAUUUUAGUCAAUUUUAUCGGCGUGGUUAUAGAGGGUUUUUACACUGCUGUGUUUUAUCUUAACACAAAACAAAAGCAAAAAAAGUUACAAAUGACGAUUUUUAGCCUUCUGGCUUUUAUGUUUGCCGUUCUGAUCUACACGAAGUAUUUCGUAAACCAGGAUUUGGCCCUAAAACAUCAUGGGUUUAUAUGUGCUGCUUUUAAUAUCAUUAACUAUGCUGCCCCUUUGAGUUCUGCUGCAGUUGUUAUUCGUAAAAAAUCAACAGAAAAUUUGUCGCUAUUGUUGUCUGUUGUUUAUUUUUUGGUUUCGGUAGAAUGGUUUUUCUAUGGAUAUCUGCACCAAGAUAAUUUUAUUAUGAUUCCAAACACUCUUGGCAUCUUGUUCUGUUCAUUCCAAUUGAGUUUGUUUGUGUUCUACCCUUCGAAACGUACAAUAUCAGACCACAAACCAGACAUUGUAACAUUUUAAUAAAAUUUCUGUUUUUUCCUAUUUAUUAAAAAAAUAUUCAAGAUUUG